This is a messenger RNA of Caenorhabditis angaria, 2971 nucleotides long. Lineage: Eukaryota; Metazoa; Nematoda; Chromadorea; Rhabditida; Rhabditidae. The record is from the annotation of a GenBank genome assembly.
AUGUUCAAUAAUACGCGAAGGAUUUUUAUGCGCAACUAUGAUAGUCCGUGUAUUUUUGUUGUUGUGGUUUAUUUUGUGAUCAUUUGUGGAUGGAGCUUUUUGAAAGUGAGUUUGUCUCGAAAAAUAUCUUUGAACUUGGAAGUUUUUUUUCUGAAAAUAUGAAAAAGAGUUUCAUUGCUCAUGAUAAACUCAAAAAACAUCUCAUUUUUCCGUGAAUAAAAAACCACCAAUUUUUCUACCUCAAUAACCAAUUUCAUCCACGCCUCACUUCAUUUCACGAAAAAAACAAUUGUUUCAUUUUCCCGUAUCUGAUUGAAAAGGCGAAGAAAAAGUUGCAUAAAAAACAAGUUUCAAGUCGAGAAAACAAAAUAAAUCUUCGCUUCUCGAGAUUUGAAUCUCACUUCUCGAAAAAACUCUCAAUCAAAUAAGCAUGUCUUGAGGUAUUCAAUGAACCGCGAUAUUGGAGACAAAGGAAUAUUAUUGAGAAAGUUGAUGAAUUGUCGAGGAUUGUGAGUUGGAUUGGGGGGAGGGGGGGGAGGGGGUUCAAAUUAAUUCAGAAGUUCAAGAUCUGUUUCUGAAGCUUAGGAGGUUUGUUGGAGAGAAAUGUUAGAAUAAGUUCCAUUUUUUUUUCGAAAAUCUAGGAGGUUUCAAAUUUGUUUUUUUUUAGAAGUUUGAGCUCUGAUUCUAGAUUUAAAAAAAAAAUUAGCAUAAUCUAGAUAAUUUCAGGUGUGUCAGUAUUCUAAUUUUUCUUAAAUUCAAAUCUCUGAUCUGCUGGUUUAUGAUCUUUCUGGCUAGAAUUUUAAUCAAGGUCCCAAACCUAGCCAGAAAUGCCCCUAGAUUUCAAGCUGAAUCUGGUCCCAAACCUUUUGAAUCUACUUCUAAAUCUGAAUUUCAGAAUUCCAGUAUUCCAAAACAUUGCUCUUUUAUUUCUCACGCUUUUUAGAGCUUUCCAAAUACCUUCAAAAUCUUCCAAAAUUCCCAACCUUCCUAACAUAUUUCAGAUGUCUCUUGAACGAAUCAACGAAAAUCCAGAAUUCGAAAGAUUUUCACGAAGUUUACAACUAUUAUCAAAUCCAGGAUAUGUGAUAUUUUACGAUUCCUCAAAUCUCGACAUAACUUAUAAUCAUAUUUGCAACCUGAAAUCAAUGCCAAACAGUUUAUCUCGUUUAGCGGCCGUUUCUUUCGACAAAAAAGCAUAUGAAGAAUUUGAUGAAAAGUAUCCAGAAAUACCGAAUGUUCUGAUUGAUUUGGAUGAUAUCAAAAAUUCGAUGCCCGAAAAUUUGGAGAAUCGCAAAUAUAUUUUUUAUCAGAUCAUUUUGUUGGUGAGAACACGGAUUUGUGCCGCGUUGGCAUCACGGGGUAUUGAUUUUUGGGCAAUGCAACAGGAUACACUUUGGAUUGAUAAUUUUUCGUCGAUGGAUUUGGAACAUCGAUAUCCGAAUGCUUUGAUGUUAUUUGAUACGGUUGGAAAUGAUUUAGUGAGUUCUUUUUUUGAAACAUGAAAACACUGGUGAAAAAUACGUUUCAAAAAAUGAAGAUAUAUUUUUGGGGAUUUUGAAUUACGAUGGUUGUCGAAGAACUUGUACAAGCUUAAUCUUGUGAGAAAUUCAGGUCUAAUAUACUUAUCUGAAAAAAAUUUUGAACUUGGCUCAAGUAGCUUUCUUAAAAUAAAAUUUUUGAAAGUCUAGAAAUAUGGAACUUAGCCUUAAAUUUAGCCUUAAUUUUUUAUUUGAAAAAAAAUACCAAAAGUUUGGCCUGGUCUAAUUCAAAACAGCUUCUGGAUUCAAAAUUUAUGUUUCAAUGAACCCUACUCAAAUCCAGGUUAUUUCUGAUGAAAAACUUCAAAAUCUAAAUUCGCAUCUCAUAUCAAAAAUAAAUCAGAAAAAUACAAUUUUCGCGCUAAAAAUUCUGAUUUAAAAUUUGCAUAUCUUGGUUUCUCAUCAAUCCCUUUUCCCAAAUCAGAGAAACCGGGUUUCAAAAUCAAAAAUAUUAAUUUCAAGAUUCCCGAAUAUGAUCGAAUGCGUGGUUGGAUUUGUGGAUCGACGUUUUUUGUGCGUGGAAAUCCGACAACUUUUCAGUUUUUUUCGCAGGUUUUUUUUUGAAUUUUUUUUCCAAGAUAGAUUUUGUGAAAUUGACAGAUUGACACAAUGAUGAGAACGAUGCAAAGUCCCGAUUCAUCAAUCAUGACGUAUUUGUGUGGACAUCGACAAUACAAAUGUCAAAGGUUGCCGAGAUGGUAGGAGACGAUUUUUCAGAUUUAGAAAAUGUGGAAUAGAAAAUUCAGAAAUUUUCUGAAAAAUUCAAGGGGAUUUCUAAAAAUUGGAUUUUUUUUUUUGCCUGAAAAUAGUUAUGACGUGGAUAUUGACUACAGUAAUCUCUUUUCGAUACAAUUUUGGACAGCUGAAAAUGAAUUUUUAAGCUUAAUUAAUUAAUAGAUUCAAUCAAGCCUUUUAAUUUUUCAGAAAAUUCUAUUCCAAGGUUGAACACAUCUAAAAAAAAAUUUUUUAGAAACCUCUAAAAUUUCAGAACUUCAAAAAAUGCACCCCCAAAAUUCCCCCUCCCACCCAAAUCCAACAUUUUCCACAGGAUCAUCUCAUCAUCCAACUAUUUCCUCGGACCUCGCGCAAAUGUUCCAGUUCUCGUCCAAGUCGACACCGAUUCUCGCGAGCUUUCGAAAAGAGAAGUUUUCCAAAAUUCCAAGUUCAUUUUCCGAUCAUCGAAUGGAACUUGUGACGAGAAAUCAGUGCGGAAAUUGAGGUGACUUCGAUUAUUUUUGUAUUGCUCAUAUUAUUAGAAUAUUUUGAUUGUUUUCAGAUCUGCGGUUCAAGAAGCUCUACCAAAUUUGAUUCGAACCAACAUAGAUUACACGGAAAAAAUCUAUAAUGUUUGGAAAUAUCAACUAAAAUCGAUUUUCAACAAAGAUCCGUAUAAUAACAAAUUAUUCCUGACUGUUCAUUAUGGCUUAAUUUAA